GUCUUUUUCUCGUUUUCUUUCAGAGGCAAUAAAAUAGCAAGAAACGAUGCCUUUAAAACUAAUUUCCAACCUGGUCACUUCUUUCUUCAAGCGUACUGACACUGUUAUUACACCUCCACCAAAAGAAUCGGCAUCUUCAGCAUCUGUUAGUUUCAGUCCGACCAUAACAAUACAGGGUUUAUGGACAAAGAAGGACGAUCAGAGUGAUAUGUCAACCAUUAAAUCCUCUGCUGACUCGGAAAGAUGGAUAGCACAUCAAGAGCAACUACAGAAGAUACAUAGUCAACCUCCUAUAUUUGAUCCAUCGCCUUCUGUGGGUAUUCAUGACUAUGAACUUAUUGAAACACUUGGAACGGGCACAUUUGGAAGAGUUUAUUUGGCAAAAGAAAAAAGGGCCAAGAAGUAUUAUGCGAUUAAAGUAUUAAAGAAAGCCGAGAUCGUAAAGCUAAAGCAAGUAGAGCACAUUAAUUCAGAAAGGGAAGUGCUUUCUCAAAUCAACUUUCCAUUUAUAGUACAACUAUAUUGUACAUUUCAAGAUCAAGUCAAUUUGUAUAUGGUUCAAGAGUAUAUCAUUGGAGGCGAAUUAUUUAGACAUCUUAGAAAAUCUGGUAGAUUCCCCAACGACACAGCUCGUUUCUAUGCAGCAGAGAUAGUAUUGGCAUUAGAGUACCUUCAUUCAAAGGAUAUCAUCUAUCGUGAUUUAAAACCAGAAAAUAUACUGUUAGACAACCGAGGAUAUGUAAAAAUAGCUGAUUUUGGUUUUGCAAAGAAAGUACAGGACAGGACGUGGACUCUUUGUGGUACACCAGAGUAUUUAGCACCUGAAAUUAUUCAAAGUAAGGGCCAUAGUAAAUCAGUUGACUGGUGGUCACUUGGGAUACUGAUAUAUGAAAUGAUGGCUGGCCAUCCUCCAUUCUACGACGACAACCAUUUCGGUAUCUAUGAACGCAUCCUAGGCGGUAGAGUACAGUACCCAAGUUAUUUCGAAAAUGCGGCAAAGGAUCUACUCAAGAAACUUCUCGUUGUUGAUAGAACACGCAGGUUAGGUAACCUAAAAGGCGGGGCAGAUGAUGUUAAAAGACACAAGUGGUUUCGCACUACUGAUUGGCAUGGGUUACUUAAUAAAACGGUUAGAGCACCUAUUAUCCCAGCGCAUUCAAAUGAAUAUGAUACUAGUAACUUUGAAAAGUAUCCUGAAGAGAGUAUAAGCAAUCAACCUCAAGACGACUCUUUCCGUGAUUUGUUUCCAGAUUUUUAAUUUAUUCAAGUAUACCUUUACCCUUUUCCUCUAAUUUGUAUAUAAUUACACACACGCAUAUAUAUAUGCACUUAUUUAAUAGUAUUUAUAAAGUAGAACUUGAUUUUUAUUUUUAGUCUAUCAUAUGAUUGCCCUUUUUUUUUUUUUUUUUUUUU
This is a messenger RNA of Rhizopus microsporus ATCC 52813, 1413 nucleotides long. Its product is annotated as Pkinase-domain-containing protein. Gene Ontology annotation, cellular component: cAMP-dependent protein kinase complex; nucleus. The transcript is spliced from 4 exons. The record is from RefSeq and is a predicted model, not a curated record. Gene Ontology annotation, molecular function: ATP binding; cAMP-dependent protein kinase activity. Gene Ontology annotation, biological process: peptidyl-serine phosphorylation. Bases 47 to 1258 code for a protein of 403 amino acids. Lineage: Eukaryota; Fungi; Mucoromycota; Mucoromycetes; Mucorales; Rhizopodaceae.